UCUCUUCCGCCGUGGCUCUGAGGUCAAAAUGAAGUUCAAUCCCUUUGUGACCUCUGACCGAAGCAAGAACCACAAGAGGCAUUUUAAUGCCCCCUCCCAUAUAUGGAGGAAAAUCAUGUCUUCCCCUCUUUCGAAGGAGCUGAGACAAAACUACAACUUCCGCUCCAUGCCCAUCCGGAAGGACGAUGAAGUCCAAGUUGUUCGAGGACACUACAAAGGUCAGCAAAUUGGCAAGGUGGUCCUGGUUUACAGAAAGAAAUACGUGAUCUACAUUGAGCGUGUGCAGUGGGAGAAGGCUAAUGGUACAACUGUCCAUGUGAGCAUUCAUCCCAGCAAGGUGGUAAUCACAAGGCUAAAGCUGGACAAAGAUCGCAAAAAGAUCCUUGAGCGAAAAGCCUAA
This is a messenger RNA of Trichosurus vulpecula (common brushtail), 400 nucleotides long. Its product is annotated as 60S ribosomal protein L26-like. Gene Ontology annotation, biological process: ribosomal large subunit biogenesis; cytoplasmic translation. Gene Ontology annotation, molecular function: structural constituent of ribosome; RNA binding. The record is from RefSeq and is a predicted model, not a curated record. The transcript has a single exon. Bases 29 to 400 code for a protein of 123 amino acids. NCBI's taxonomy places the organism in Eukaryota, Metazoa, Chordata, Mammalia, Diprotodontia, Phalangeridae. Gene Ontology annotation, cellular component: ribosome; cytosolic large ribosomal subunit.